AAAACAAACAUGGCCGACUUCUGUUGAUAUUUUGGAAAGCGUUACUCAAGUUUGUGUUUUGUGUUGAAUCUAAAGUGCAUCUCCCGUGGAAUUGUUGUAAUUCUGUUACCAUGGAUACCGGUUCCGUUAAUGGCAUGGAUGACAGCCUCAGGAGACUCGCCAGUUUCCAGGAGUACCCGCUACCAGAGCCAGGCAGGAGGAACCUCGCGUCUUUGUUGACAUACAAUUCCCCCAUGAAGUUGUCAAAAGCUGGGUUUUAUCGCCACCCUGAAGCUCUGGGGGACGAGGUGAAGUGUUUCUAGUGUUCCGUGUCGUUCCGGGGAUGGUCAGGCGAGUCGCCGAUGGCCGUGCACCGUGUCCUUAGUCCGGACUGUGCCUUCUUAGCGAGACACACACCGGCACUUUUGACAGGUCGGAGGCCCGGGAGAACCCGACCAGGUGACCCCCGUAACGUCCGACGACGUUUGCAGAUGAGCACACCGACGUCGACGGAGGACCCACCCAGUGACACAGGCUCUGGUACCCAGGAACAGAGCGUUCUGGCUGUGUACGACAGAUAUAAUACUCCCAGAACGCCCGAACAGUUGGACACUGAAAAUCAGGUCAAUGUGGGUGAUGAACGAAUUGGGUCGAUGUUGUUUGAGAGUCACCGUCUCCUCACCUUCCCCAGCCCUACCCACCCACGGGCUGAGGUGUGGGCGGGGUCGGGGUUUGUGUACCAGGGGGAGGGGGGCGUGGUCAGGUGUGUGUUCUGUGGGCUGGAGAUGUUGUAUGAUGUGGAUGAACCUGUCAAGAGACACCAGGAGAUGUCCAAGAAUUGUCCUGUCAUCAAGUACCUGGAUAUUGGAAAUAUUCCAAGAGACUUGGAAAACAAGAUCAGAUCACAACAACUAGGACAAUCUUGUGACAACAGCUUUGUGGGUGGUGAUCCUAUGUUUAAACACCCCCAGUUUGAGGAAAUGCAGGACAGACUAGAGACAUUUAAAUAUUGGCCUGAAAUCAGACAAACAGCUGAUCAGCUUUGCCAAGCAGGGUUCUAUUUCACAGGGUACACAGACAAGGUUGUGUGUUUUGCCUGUGGGUGUGGCCUGCAUCACUGGAAGCCCGAGGCCGACCCCUGGGUGCAGCAUGCCAGACACGCCCCUCACUGUGUCUUUGUGAAGCAGCACAAGGGAGAUAACUUUACUUUGGAAGCUCAGGAUGCUGAGGCUCUGACAGAGAGCGACACAGCUGAAGACCAGUGUGACACCCCUGGCAGCCCGGCCACGCCCUCCCCACUCCGCCCGAGUCUGGACAUGGCAGCCAUCAAGGCAGCCUUGGCAUGUCAGUAUGAUGUACAGCAAAUCCGACAAGCUGUUCUCAAAUUCUUUAUCUUGUCCCGUGGGUUCUACCCUAACGAGGCACUGCUCCUCGGCACUCUGCGAGCCUCCGACGCCAACUUCUCCCAGCUACAGAGACAAAGGGAGUCAACCCACACCAACGCCCUGAGUCUCAUCAGACAGAGCAAGGAGAUCCAGCAGAAGGACCAGCUGCUGGAGAGGUGCAAGGAGGAGAUGGAGCGCACCCACGAGGAGUACCACACGGAGCUGAGUCGGGAGCAGGCACAGCGGCGGUGUGAGAUGCAGGCACUGACUGCCAGGCUGCAGGCACAGGCCCAGGUCAUCCAGAGACAGGGGCAGAGACACGCCCAGGUGGAGCGCAGACACGCCCAGGUGGAGCGGAGACACGCCCAGGUGGUGCAGGACAAGGACCACCAGCUGGGACACAAGGACAACAUCAUCGGGAGUCAGGGAGAGGAGCUGGACAGGAAACAGAGGGAGCUGAACAGCCUGGCUGUGGAAAUGAGGAGACAGGCCGAGGAGGUGAGGAGACAGGCAGAAGAGAACAGGAGACAGGCCGAGGAGAACAGGCGGAAGGAUGAGGAACUGGAGAGACUGAGGCAGCUUCUACAAGCUAACAACAUACAGAACAACGGCCCUGUCAACAACGCUGCUGCUGCUGCUGCUGUCCCCGCCCCAGCUGUCCCCGCUGACCCCGCCUACGCCCGGUGUAAGGUGUGUCUGGAGGAGGAGGCCCAGUGUCUGUUCCGCCCGUGCCGACACGUGUGUUGUGGCACUCAGUGUGCCCCCCACUUCAUCGGGAAGACGUGCCCCAUCUGUCGGAACAAUGUGCGUGACUGGGAGGUCAUCUAUGUGGCGUAGACACACACCUCAGCCCCAUCUGUCGGAACAGUGUGCGUGACUGGGAGGUCAUCUAUGUGGCGUAGACACACACCUCAACCCCAUCUGUCGGAGCAGUGUGCGUGACUGGGAGGUCAUCUAUGUGGCGUAGACACACACCUCAGCCCCGUCUGUCGGAGCAGUGUGCGUGACUGGGAGGUCAUCUAUGUGGCGUAGACACACACCUCAGCCCCAUCUGUCGGAACAGUGUGUGUGACUGGGAGGUCAUCUAUGUGGCGUAGACACACACCUCAGCCCCGUCUGUCGGAGCAGUGUGCGUGACUGGGAGGUCAUCUAUGUGGCGUAGACACACACCUCAGCCCCGUCUGUCGGAGCAGUGUGCGUGACUGGGAGGUCAUCUAUGUGGCGUAGACACACACCUCAGCCCCGUCUGUCGGAGCAGUGUGCGUGACUGGGAGGUCAUCUAUGUGGCGUAGACACACACCUCAGCCCGGUCUGUCGGAGCAGUGUGCGUGACUGGGAGGUCAUCUAUGUGGCGUAGACACACACCUAAGCCCCAUCUGUCGGAGCGGUGUGCGUGACUGGGAGGUCAUCUAUGUGGCGUAGACACACACCUCAGCCCCAUCUGUCGGAGCGGUGUGCGUGACUGGGAGGUCAUCUAUGUGGCGUAGACACACACCUCAGCCCCAUCUGUCGGAGCAGUGUGCGUGACUGGGAGGUCAUCUAUGUGGCGUAGACACACACCUCAGCCCCAUCUGUCGGAGCAGUGUGCGUGACUGGGAGGUCAUCUAUGUGGCGUAGACACACACCUCAGCCCCAUCUGUCGGAGCAGUGUGCGUGACUGGGAGGUCAUCUAUGUGGCGUAGACACACACCUCAGCCCCAUCUGUCGGAGCAGUGUGCGUGACUGGGAGGUCAUCUAUGUGGCGUAGACACACACCUCAGCCCCAUCUGUCGGAACAGUGUGCGUGACUGGGAGGUCAUCUAUGUGGCGUAGACACACACCUCCGUCUCAGAAUCUUAGUGGCAGCUCUUAGGUGUCUGUUUUGUCCAUGUGUUCGUUUUGUCAUUUUGUUCUAUUGUCUGUCUGUCCCCCGCCAUGAUUUUGCUGGAAUAUUGCUAAAAGCGGCGUAAAACCAUACACACUCACACUAUUGUCUAUCUAUUUUCGAGUCACAGGGACUCCGCGUGUUCCUCAUUUCAUCAGGAAAACUUGCCCCAUCUGUUGGAACUUUGUGUGACUGGGAGAUCAUCUGUGUGGUGUGGACUAUAGACCUCACAUAUUGCUCUACACCAGAAACUGGUAGAUCAUCUGUGUGGUGUGGACUAUAGACCUCACAUCUUGCUCUACACCAGAAACUGGGAGAUCAUCUGUGUGGUGUUGACUAUAGACCUCACAUCUUGCUUUACACCAGAAACUGGGAGAUCAUCUGUGUGGUGUGGACUUUAGACCUCACAUAUUGCUCUACACCAGAAACUGGGAGAUCAUCUGUGUGGUGUUGACUAUAGACCUCACAUAUUGCUUUACACCAGAAACUGGUAGAUCAUCUGUGUGGUGUGGACUUUAGACCUCACAUAUUGCUCUACACCAGAAACUGGUAGAUCAUCUGUGUGGUGUUGACUAUAGACCUCACAUAUUGCUCUACACCAGACACUGGGAGAUCAUCUGUGUGGUGUGGACUAUAGACCUCACAUCUUGCUCUACACCAGAAACUGGGAGAUCAUCUGUGUGGUGUUGACUAUAGACCUCACAUCUUGCUCUACACCAGAAACUGGGAGAUCAUCUGUGUGGUGUUGACUAUAGACCUCACAUCUUGCUCUACACCAGAAACUGAGAGAUCAUCUGUGUGGUGUGGACUAUAGACCUCACAUCUUGCUUUACACCAGAAACUGAGAGAUCAUCUGUGUGGUGUGGACUAUAGACCUCACAUCUUGCUUUACACCAGAAACUGGGAGAUCAUCUGUGUGGUGUGGACUAUAGACCUCACAUCUUGCUCUACACCAGAAACUGAGAGAUCAUCUGUGUGGUGUGGACUAUAGACCUCACAUCUUGCUCUACACCAGACACUGGGAGAUCAUCUGUGUGGUGUGGACUAUAGACCUCACAUAUUGCUCUACACCAGAAACUGGGAGAUCAUCUGUGUGGUGUUGACUUUAGACCUCACAUAUUGCUCUACACCAGAAACUGGGAGAUCAUCUGUGUGGUGUGGACUAUAGACCUCACAUCUUGCUCUUCACCAGAAACUGGGAGAUCAUCUGUGUGGUGUUGACUAUAGACCUCACAUAUUGCUCUACACCAGAAACUGUUACAUGUCAUGACCUGUAUAGAAAUGCUAUUUUAGCGGAAG
Molecule: messenger RNA, 4527 nt
Organism: Haliotis rufescens (red abalone)
Lineage: Eukaryota; Metazoa; Mollusca; Gastropoda; Lepetellida; Haliotidae
Product: baculoviral IAP repeat-containing protein 7-like
Exons: 6
Coding region: 342-2201 (619 amino acids)
Cellular component (GO): cytoplasm; nucleus
Source: RefSeq, a predicted model, not a curated record